This is a messenger RNA of Myotis daubentonii (Daubenton's bat), 1300 nucleotides long. RefSeq names its product alpha-1-microglobulin/bikunin precursor (gene AMBP). Lineage: Eukaryota; Metazoa; Chordata; Mammalia; Chiroptera; Vespertilionidae. The record is from RefSeq and is a predicted model, not a curated record. Gene Ontology annotation, molecular function: serine-type endopeptidase inhibitor activity.
AGGUCCCUUCCCCAGCCUCAGUUUGCAGCCGCCUCGGUCAGGGAGCUCCUCUGUCCCCACUGAGCCUGUGAGUGACCCCCUUGGUAGAGGAGCCAGAGCCAUGUGGAGUCUCGGGGCCCCGUUUGUGCUGCUGACCGCCUGCCUGGCGGUGAGUGCCAACCCUGUGCCCACGCUGCCGGACAACAUCCAAGUGCAAGAGAACUUCGACGUGUCCAGGUUCUACGGGAAAUGGUUCCACGUGGCCAUAGGCUCCACCUGCCCCUGGCUGGUGCGGUUCAAGGACAGGCUGACCGUGAGCACGCUGCUGCUGAGAGAGGGAGCGACCGAGAGGCAGAUCAGCACGACCAUUACUCGUUGGCGGAGAGGCGUCUGUGAGGAACUCUCUGGGACUUACGAGAAGACAGACACCGAGGGGAAGUUCCUCUAUCACAAAUCCAAAUGGAACAUCAGCAUCGAGUCCUAUGUGGUCCACACCAACUACGAUGAGUAUGCCAUUAUUCUGAGCAAGAAAUUCAGCCGCCGCCACGGACCCACGAUUACUGCCAAGCUCUACGGGCGGGGGCCACAGCUCCGGGAGAGCCUGCUGCAGGAGUUCAGGGAGGUCGCCCUGGGUGUGGGCAUCCCCGAGGACUCUAUCUACACCAUGGCCAACAGAGGAGAGUGUGUCCCUGGGGAGCAGGAACCAGGUCCCACUUCACCCCCAUUUCCCGUCGCCGUUGGCACUGGCACCUUCAACGGCCCCUACGAGCCUGCAGGAGGACAAAGAGCCCGGCGGGCUGUGCUGCCCCAGGAACAGGAAGGAUCAGGGGCUGGGCAACUGGUAACUGGUUUAACAAAGAAAGAAGAUGCCUGCCAACUGGGCUACGCAGAAGGUCCUUGCCUGGGGAUGGUCAGGAGAUAUUUCUAUAACGGCUCCUCCAUGGCCUGUGAGCCUUUCCAAUAUGGAGGCUGCCUAGGCAACGGCAACAACUUUGUCUCGGAGAAGGAGUGUCUGCAGACCUGCAGAACCGUGGCGGCCUGCAACCUCCCCAUAGUCCCCGGGCCCUGCCGAGCCUUCAUCGAGCUCUGGGCGUUCGAUGCCCUGCAGGGGAAGUGCAUCCGAUUUCAAUAUGGGGGCUGCCAAGGCAACGGCAACAAGUUCUACUCCGAGAAGGAGUGCAAGGAGUACUGCGGCGUCCCUGGCGACGGAGACGAGGAGCUGCUGCGCUUCAACAACUGACCGGUCCAAGGCCAGUGGUCCAGGCCAGAGGACGGCGGGGAGGCUGCGGGCCAGUGUCUGCCCCCGGGCUCCACGAGGGAC